AUGGGGCGCGACACCUGCCUGAUCAUUGGUCUUUAGUAGAAAAUAAACAGUGGGGUACACUUCGAUAACAAAACAUGAAGAUUGCUCAGUGGUGAAGAGCACUGGCUGCUCUCCCAGAGGACCCAGGUUCAAAUUCCAGCAAGCACAUGGCAGCUCACAGCUGUCUCUGACUCCAAGAUCUGACACCCUCACACAACCAUACAUGCAGGCAAAACGCCAAUGCAUCUAAAAUAAAAAUAAAUAAAUUUUUAAAAAGGGGGGGGGGGGGGAGAAAGGAAGGAAGAAUAAGAGCCGGAUGUUGGCUUGCUGGAGGAAGAAUGUAACCGGAAGCAGCCAUGCAUUGGGCGGCGCCCGGCAGAGCCGCUUCUGGGAACCAUGCUGAAGGGACAGCGAUUUCCAACGUUCUUUGUUAGACUCGUGUAGCCGUUUUGUUCCGAACUGCAUGAGAAGGACCCGGCGGGGUGUCGCUGGGACCUGAAACCUCCCCGGAGCCGCAGUCUCCGCGCGGGGCGGCCUGGGAAAGUCACCAGUCAGCAGCGCAGUGGCGGGAACCGCAGCCCGGCGGCCCUGGAACCUCCCAGGUGUUUUCUUCUUUCAUUUUUGUUCCAUGGAAAGUUCCAAGUACUUUCUGAAGAUUCCCUUCCCCAUAUGCAAGUCUCACAUUGCUCAGUGAGUCCUGCUCACCUGUGAAUCAGAACAAAGAGCCCUGCAUGGUGAAGAGAGAGGAGACAGUAGCAAAGGAUCCAGGAUUUGUUGUUAUAGAAGUCCUUCAGUGUGGCUACUGACUUGACAGAGGGGGGAUUUAGUGCAUAUUAGAAACUCAAAGAAGAGCAACAAGAAGAAUGAAUGCUUCUGUGGUUAAUGCUCCCCAGAGUCUGUUAUCAUUCAGGGAUGUGGAUGUUGACAUCUCCCAGGAAGAAUGGGAAUGUCUAAACUGCUCAGAGGGCUUUGUACAUGGAUGUGAUGUUGGAGAAUUACAACAACCUACUCUUUGUGGGUAAGAAUUCUCUUCUUGUAGAAUUUCUGAUUCAUCCUUUUUAGUUACUUACUUCGUGUAUACGUAAACUCUCUGUACCUAGAGAAUCCCAGAAAUGAGGAAAAUUCUUGUUACCAAUAGAAAUUUUUGAUGGUGCUUCCUUUACAUUUUCUGUGUUCUAUAGAAGAGUAACCAAUGUGAAAUUCUCCAUGAUCUCUUCACCCCUCUUAUCUAAUAUAUAAAGAAAAUUUCAAAGUUAAAAGAAUAUUAAAUAUUCAAAGCAAGGAAAUAUAUAACAGUACUUACAGUAAUUAGAAUAUAUUAAUUUUACUACUAUUUUAAACUCUUCACCUAUAUCUGAUUAUAAACAAUAGAAAAGGUUUUAGAGAAAGAUGUGUUGGUUUUGAGAAUGCUGUUUUUGUGUAUUUAUUUUUGAGAUGUAGUUGCCAUGUCUGAUACUGGCACAGCAUGAUUUUAAUGUGGAGGCUGAAGUGGGAGGACAUGUUGAGUGCUCUGCCAACAUAGGUUAUAUUAUGAGUUCCUUGCUGACCAAAGCUGUGCAGUGUACUCUGUCUCAGUAACAUAAGAAAUAGGGAAGUGUUAUUCCUAUGAUCCUUCACAGAGCUUCUUUCUCAAAGUUCUUUACUACUCAAACAUCUAUUUGUCUUACCAGCUAUGAGGUACAGUGUUUAGAUAAGAAUGAGAAGGCUAUGCAUGGCACUGACCUAGGUCCUCUACAUAUGUAUGGCAGUUGUUUAGUUUGGUCUGCUUGUGGUAAUCCUGGCAGUGCAAUCAGAGCCUUUCCCUAAUGCUUUGGCUUCAUAUUGGGAAACUAUUCCUCAUAGUGGGCUGCUUCACCCAGCCUUAAUACAAAGGGAGGAGCUUAGUCCUACCUAAACUUAAUAUGCCAUGCUUUGUUGACACCCAUGGGAGUCCUGUCCCUUUCAGAACAGAAACAGAGGGGGAGUUGAUAAAGAGAGCGAGGGAGGUGGGGAGAGGAAACAUGAGAAGAGGAGGGAAGGGAAACUGCAGCUGAGAUGUCAAAUAAAUGAAAAAAAUUCAAUACAAAGGAAAAAAGAAUGAGUAGGCUAUUAUUGUUCCUGUGCUUAUAGAUCAGAUUGGAGAUUUUUAUGAGCAUCCAUUCAAUGACUGUGUAACAGAAAAGUCCUCUGUUAAGAGCUAUGUACCUGAAAGUUAACUGCUUAUCUGUCAUAGAAAACUAAGAAAACAUCAGUCAUUGAAUCUGUUACUCAUGCAUUAAUUGCUAUUAUCCCUAAUUACACUAAUUUUUCAGAGAACCAUCGCAUAUGUGGUAAAUAUGAGAAGGUCUGGCAUCAAGACACAAAGCAUUUGAUCCAUGAUCAUGAAAACAUCAAAGAGAAGUCUUAUAAAUAUAAUGAGUUUGGCAAAGUGAUUCAUGAAUUCUGCCAAUGUAGAUCUUAUGACACAAGUGAUACUGCAGAAAAUUACAAGUGCAGCUUUUUUUUUUUAAAGAUUUAUUUAUUUAUUAUGUAUACAGAAGAGGGUACCAGAUCUCAUUACAGAUGGUUGUGAUCCACCAUGUGGGUGCUGGGAAUUGAACUCAGGACCUCUGGAUGAGUAGUCAGUGCUCUUAACCUCUGAGCCAUCUCUCCAGCCCCAAGUACAGCUUUUUUAACCACAGAGAUGCCUGUGUUGAAACCUUAAACCUCAACAGAAACAAAAGUGGGAAUGCUAGAGAAGAACUUUGCAAGUAUAAAGACUGUGGAAACUGUUUAAAUUUGUGUUCUAUCAUUAGCCAAAAUCAAAGAACUCAUACAGGAAAGAAAGAACACAAAAAUAUGGAGUAUGAUACAUCUUUUGACUCUAAUACAGAAAUCACAUUGAAACAAACUGAUAGCAGGAAGAAAGCACAUCAAUGCAGGAAAUGUGGAAAUGCCUCAAGACUCACUCAAGCCUCAUUAGACAUCAGAGAGCCCAUCCUAGAGACAAAUCCUAUAGAUGUACAAAAUAUAGUAAACACUUUCUGUAUUUUUCACAAUUCAAAGUACAUUACAUAAUCCAUUUUAAAGAAAAACCCUACAAAUGUACAAAAGGUGGUAAUUGCUUUUAUCAUACAUCACACUUUGGAAGACAUUACAGGAUCCACAUAGGAGAGAAACCUUACAAAUGUAGUGAAUGUGACAAAUGCUUUGUCACAAAAGGCUAUCUUAGAACUCAUCAGAGAAACCACACAGAAGAGGAUCCUUACAAAUGUAGUGUAUGUUGCAAAUCCUUUACAUGUGGCUCCUCUCUUAGAAUACAUCAGAGAAUCCACAGAGGGGAGAAUUACAAAUGUAGUGAAUGUGACAAAUCCUUCACCACAGAAAGCCAUCUUAGAACUCACCAGAGAAUUCACACAGGAGAGAAACCUUACAAAUGUGGUGAAUGUGACAAAUCCUUUGCCACAAAACUCUAUCUUAGAACUCAUCAGAGAAUCCACACAGGGGAGACUUACAAAUGUAGUGAAUGUGACAAAUUCUUUUUGAGUGGCUCUGGUCUUAGAAAACAUCUCAAAACUCAUACAGGUGAGAAGCCUUGCAAAUGUAGUGAAUGUGACAAAUUAUUUACCCAGAAAGGCAGUCUUAAAAUGCAUCACAGAAUUCAUACAGGAGAGAAACCUUACAAAUGUAGUGAAUGUGACAAAUUCUUUAUACAGGGCUCAGCUCUUAGAAGACAUCUGAAAACGCAUACAGCUGAGAAACAUUACAUAAUGUAGUGAAUGCUAGAAAUCCGUUACAUUGAAAGAGAAGCUUGGAACUCAUUAGAGAAUAUAUACAUUUAAGAAACUUUAGAAAUGUAGCAAACAUGAGAAAUCCUUUAGUAAUUGCUCAUCUCAGAAUAUGUUGUGGGAUAUUUGAUCUCCCUCUGAAAUCAAUGUAUUAAAAUCAACUGUGUAUGGGGCUGGGGCCUGGAAUUAGUCGACAUGAAAUUGCCACCAAGAGUAUGGCGGAGUGUGGAAAACAGACACACAGGAAGGAGUAGGGAACGACUUGGAGUUUCUUGGUGUUUUUGGUUUGAAAUGGUUGGAGAGACACUCUCUUGCUGGGUCUCUGGCCAAAAAGGAAGGUCAGCUGGUUGCUUCCUGCCCUCUCUUAAGUAGCAAGUUUUCACCCUAACAUCUUAUUCCUGAGUCUUUAUUGGGAAAUACAACAAUGGAGUGUAGAAGGAAUCUUAAAAGUUCUUGUUAAUAAAAUCAAACCUGAGGCCAGUUAUUGGGGUGAACGCUGGAAAAUCAGAGAAGCAAAACAAGCCACAGCUUCCUCACCUUGCCAAUUCCUCAACUGAACUUGUUUCCUCAGACUGGAAGUCUCUGUGUCCUCAUAUCCGAAUGGUUCUCAGCUGAACCGUGCUGCUCAAAAGCCUGAAUGCUUAACCAGCCAAAUGCUUAACCAGCCAAAUGCUUCUUGUUCCUGGUCCUCAUGCCUUAUAUAUCUUUCUGCCUUCUACCAUCACUCCCUGGGAUUAAAGGCUCGCUUUCUGGGAUUAAAUGCGUGAGUCACCAUGCUUGGCUAUAUCCUUGAACACAUGGAUUUCUGCCUAGCUCUGCCUCCCAAAUGCUGGAAUUAAAGGCGUGUGCUACCACUCCCUAUCCUCUAUGUUUAAUAUUGUGGCUGUUCUGUCUCUGACCCCAGAUAAGUUUAUUAGGGUGCACAAUAUUUCGGGAAACACAAUACCACCACAGUGGAGACUUAGUUAUAAACUACAUGUGGUGGCUGUGGCAGAGUCUGUGCCAGCAGAACCAGAAAUCCCACCAGGCCAUUGCCUGAGCAACAGGGUGUUGAAUGCAGGGUCACAGGGUUACAGUCAGAUGCCACCACUUAGCCAACAGAAGAACAAGAUGAACACAUCAGAGCAUUCAUACAAAAGAGAAACCUUACAAAUGUAGCAAAUGUGAGAAAUCCUUUACUGUUUGCGCAUUUCUGAGAAUACAUUAGAGAAUUCAUUCAGGAGAGAAACCUUACAAAUGUAGUUAUUUUAGUUUGGAUUUAACUACUCAGAAGAGAUACUAUCACCAUGGCAACUCUUAAAGGAAAACUUUUAAUUGGGGCUGGUUUAUAGUUUCAAAGUUUUUGUCUAUUAGACUCACAUCAGUAAGCAUAGUGACAUGGAGGCAGAUAUGGUGCCUGAGAAGGAGCUGAGAGUUCUACAUCUUUAUCCUCUGGCAGCAGGAAGUGAGCUAUGUAUUAGGUGUGGCUUGAGCAUAUAUGAGACCUCAGUGCCUGCCUCAAUGGUGAAACAAUUCUUCCAACAAGGCCACACCUAAUAGUUCCACUCCAUAUGGGCAAAGCAUUCAAUCACAUGAGUACAUGGGUGCCAUACCUAUUUAAACCACCAUAGUAGUCAAUAUAAGAAACAUUUUAUCUACAAAAUCACCUUGAGAACAUCAAAGUAUUCACACAGGAGAGAAAAGUUACAAAUGUAACAUAUGAGGAAAAGUCUUUACUUGCCUCCUAGGUCUAAGAAAACAUCUGAAAAUUCAUACUGGUGAGACAAGUUUUCAUUGAAUAUAAUUUGGCAUGUGAUUUAACCAAACUCUGUUCUUAACUACACUUGAGAAUCCACACUAGAGAAUCAUUAUGAACAUGAGAAACUUGUGAAAGCCUUUAAGUUAUGUUCAAAUCUUUCAGAACAUCAAGUGUUUAAUGCAGACGGAAAUUGUGAAAAUAUAGGACACUUUACAUUAAAAUUUUUUACAUGUUCAAGCUCAAAUACUUGAUAAUGAAUACAGAAUGGAGAAAACUGAAGUAUAUGCUGUUGUGUAACAGUUUCCUGGAGACUAUAAUGAUCCAUUUUGAAUGGAAGCUGCUUAAGGCAGGAAAUACACCACUCAAGAGCUUCAAGCUUCAGCUUCAAGAAACCCCUGAAACUGACAGCGUUCAGUGUUCAUAACUCAAAUGAAGAAACUCAGAAGUCAUGCCCCUUAGAAGAGGAUUUAGCCAUAAAGAUAGGAUGCUCUUUAACUUGUAGAUAUACUUACAGGUCUGCCUUGUGCAUUAUUCAUGAGCUUUAACACAUGCUGUUUUUUGAGUUUCAUGAUAACAACUGUUUGAGUUCCUUAUGCUCCAAUAAGCAACUGCUUACCCAUAAUCUUACAAAAAAUUCCAAUAAAACUCAUUGAUUCAAAAAGUUGGAUUUGAUUCUGUUUUCAGUUUCCUACUGGGGUGAGUAGAUGCUUAUGUAUGUUGCAUCUUCCUAGGAAAGAGGUCUCAUAAAAUAGGUGCUGUACCCAUUAAUUGUUCCUCCAAACUUGUUCUAAACAGGAAGUUGAUAAUAGAGUAGCAUUUGUCAGCCUGUGGGCCAUGACUCAUUUGGGAUUAAAAGACCCUUUCACAUGGGUUGCCUAAGGUACAGGAAAAUAUAUAUUCAAUGGUUUUAGGAACUGAGAUACCGUGCCUAUGUUGUCUCUAGCUGGGUCUCCCCACAUGAAGAUACACCCACAUAAGAGUGUGUGGAAGUCCAGCUCCCACUCUUUGAAGGGUUCUUGGAGGGACAGGAGAGGAAUGAGGAUGUAUUAGACAGAAAGAUAGAAAAAGAUGAUAAGAAAGACAGAGACACAGGAUAACUACAGUAGGACCCUGAGCCAAUACCCAGUCACCUCAAGAUGUAUUCCAAAGGGCUUUUUGUACAAUGCCAAGGGGGGAAGCAAAAGACCUCCCCCUUUCAAGAUCAAAGCACAACAUACAGGCAAGAGUAGACCCUUCAAAACACCUGGUAGCCAUGCCCGUGGUAAAAUCAUCCCAUUAUGCAGCCCUGCUGGGGUAAAGCAAGUUCAGAUUCUCUGACCCGAGUAAUUUGGGCCCCCACAGGAGUGCUUGGGAGACUCAAUUAAAGGCUUGCAGCAUUAGGAAAUUUGGAGCCACUGUAUUAGAGAAAAGGCAUUUGAGUCUACAAAAAAGGAAGAUUGUUUCUACUGAAAUGUUCCAGGUUUACAUUCAUAGUGGUACUUGCUUAAGUUAUAAAGGCUCCACUCAUAGAAUUUAAGGGCUUUGGGAGGCUCAGAUAGAAGGCUGCUUUCUUCCUUGCAUUAAAAGAGGAGAGAAAGGUCUACAAAAUGACAAAUGAAAAUACAGCUACAAAACUGUUGGUGACAGACAUCAUCCAAUCUGGACUGUGUUCCUGAAAAGCUUUGAACUCAUGCUGAUACUGCGUGACUCAGCCAAAUUCCAUUGACCUUGAGAACAAUGCUAUCCAUGGGCAUAUACUAUAGACUAUCCUGGUGUCCUUGUGUCAUUCUACACCUUAUCACCCUGCUCUAUUAACAGAAAUUUUGAGGUCCAGCCUCUUAAUUUCCUUCCCAGGGGUCCAGGAGAGAUGCUACCAAUGGCUGGGAACUGAAUCUAGAUAUACAGAGCUCUUUUGUCCAACUUGUUUAUUUGUCUGCCACCAUAAUUCUCCCCAGUCCUCUCAGGGACCGGUCUAUAUCUCUGCAAAAACAGCAACAAACUCUGUGUUUACAAUACCACACAAGAAUUGCAAGGUCCUCACCAGAAGCUUCCUGGUUAAAUUCAUUUGCAACCCAAAUGGGGAGUGAGUAAAGGUGGAGUUAGAUAGGAAUAAAUCAGAAAAGGAAUUCAUGUGCUAGAAAUAUAUCCUCAUAUGUAGUUAGGUGAAGACAUUACAAGUCUAUCCUAAAUGUAGUCAAAGUACAAACUCACAGGUGAUAGGGUAAAGACAUCUAUAAGUCACUAAAAAUAAAACUGCCGCUAUUUUUCUAUGCUGCCAGUUUUCUGACAGGGCAGGAGAGGAGUACUGAUAGCCAGUCAAGAUUGAAAAACCUGGUGAAAAGAAAACCCUUUGUUCUAAGAAGUUGCUCUGGAGCAGUGAGAAGUGGGGAGAUCUGAACUUGAUUUGCACAAAAAGCAAAGCUAUGCACCUAGGAGCCAGGUACUUGGCCUAGGAGCCAGGUUGUCUUUGAAAGGACAUUUUACCAUAGUUCAGGGGCUUCAGGCACAUAGCAGGUGGUCUGGCCAGCUAUUCUGUUUCUUGAUUGUCCUUCAAUGCUUUGUUUGGAGGAGCCCUAUCUUUGGAUGUAGCUAAUGGGGAUAUUUGCAAAAGACAGAUAGCCAAUUCAAAUGCUAAAAAGGGAGUAGGGAGCUCAGAGGCAGAAGACCCUGCCUACUUGACCUUAUCCAAGUACUAACCCGAGGAGGAGGCUCACACACACAGUCCUAAGGGAAAUAUGAGCACAAGAAAUUCAUAACAAGAAACAGCUGAAUAUUAAGCUUAAUAACAUCCAAUAACCCUUGAUAAAUGGCUUCCCUCUUGAAGGACACCUUGGUUGGUCAAGUUAUAGCUUAUUAUACACAGCUGGACUCCCUAUUUCAUAUUCUUGAGGUCCGUGACACUCUAUAAGCCCCAAGAAAUUAGUUGAAUUUCAGUUCUUUUUUAAAGGCAUUUGCACAAUACUACUAUUGUAGAAAUCCCAGAAUAUUCACAUGAAACAAAGCUUAAUAAAGGGAUUUGCUAAGGUUUUAUCUUCAGCUUCAUUUAAUGUGUAGGUCCUUCCAUAGAAAUGUCAUGUAACUAUGAAACUUUAAUGAGAUAAUCUAUGAACAAGAUGCAGUGUACAUAUGCUCAUUUAUAGUUUUAGAAAUCUCCAAAAGUGUGCUGGGAAAUCAGUUUGACAUACUGAGAAGGUAUGAAAAGGUAUCUAGUUGACACUAAAGCAUUAUAAUAGAUUAUUGAUAAUAAAAUCAGGAAGAUUCAAAUUUUGUACCUUAGAAAACUCAGCGUAUUACACUUAACAAAUCCAUAUCAUUAUAUAUUUUUUUCCCACAGAUUUCAACACGAAAAUAUAUUCAAUCCACAAGAAAAUAUUGUUUGAGAACAUUUUGGUGUUCUCAGUAUUGGUGUUUAUUUAAACAGGAGCUCAUUGUUAGUAAAACCUUGAAUAAAUUCAGGCUGUUGAAUUAAAAGGAUCAUAGAUAAUUUCUACCAGUUGCUGCUACAUCAGGGAUGUUGGACCUGAGACAGGAGACCAUGGAAUGUUAGGUUUCUGUAUUGGCCCUUAACAAUCUGGAGAUUGCAGCCAGCUGACAAACUCUGGGGAUUCCAAUUUCAGGUGUUCAAGAGAUAGGGACUCCUCUUUUUGGGGAUCUUGAAAUCAUUAUCCUAAAUCAGUACAGAUAUCUGUAUCAUGGUACAUUUUUAAACUUGUCCACAAUGAAAAGACAUCUCACAUUGUACCGUUCACACUAUUGUUUUCUUCAUUCUGUAACUAUUUGUACACAUAGUUCUAGUCUAGCAUGUGGUGAGCCUGUAUAAAAUGGGUCCAGGUAGCCUAGAAGCUGGACCUGCAUGGAAGACAGCAUGGAUAUAGAGGGUCAUAUGCAUGUCAGUGAGGCAGUAACAAUCACCAUAUCAGAGGGGUAAUGGCAAAUAAAGCAGAGGCUCUGUGGGAUUUGAAUUCAACAGCAUUCGUGGAAGAGCAUUGUAAGAGUCAGAUUUCAAGAACCUGGUAGGCAUUCCAGGGACUAUAUUUUUAAGAACAAGACUGGCCUCAGACAGGAUCUUGCUAGGCCAGAAACACUCCCUUCAGCUGCAGGACACCCUAUAAGACAAUGUGGGGAAGUUGUGAGUACAUUGUGCUAUAGGGGACUGGAAACACAAUAGAAGGGAAAGCAGCAUUGUGAAACAGGCAUAUUGGAGUGACCAGAGGUGUGAUAAGCUUUUAUGCUGCUAAACAGGAUGACACAGUCUCUCAGAAUUGUUUUGGGAAUACCACGCCACCUAUAAGUGAGUUUUAGAUAAUCUGGGGCUUAAUGGGGUACUUUUUAUGAGUCUUACAGUUGCCAGAAUAUUUACAGAAAAAUAAUUGAAAAGAGAAUUUGCAUUAUCCCUUGUAUGCAAAAUCGGUUGUCAUACUAUUGGGACACUUAUAAAGAUCUUGGAAUUUAAAAUAAUCAAUGCUUUCUAACUGUAUUGUUUUACCACUUGCCUAUUCAAGCAAGUGGCCUUUGCUACUGGAGAUUUGCCAUACACUGGGAGCUGUUUAGAAAUUAGUCCCAUAAGGAACCAGUGCAUAUUUGAUUGAGGCAGAAAGUUUAAUUUAUAGACCCCCACAAUAGUGGUUAAAAACAUUAGCAUUUACUACCUGUGGGGGACCAGCCCCCUUUUAUGACCAGGUUACUCUUGAGCAGGGAGAACUGGAAAUAUUUAGAUGGAAAGAGAUACCUAGAUGAUGAGAGGAAAGACAGAAGCAGGAUAGUCUGAGGAGGGCCUCCAGCCCAGAACUUUAUUCAAAAGGGCUUUUUAUAACAAUGUCAAGAGGUGAGUCAAAAAGACUGUCCCCUGCUAGAUACAAUCAAGUGUAUACCAUUUCAAACACCUGGUACCAAAGCUCAUGGUCCAAUCAUCUUCUCAUGCAGUCCUGCUGGGAUAAGCUACUACGAAACCUUGGCGGGCUCCAGCAGGUUCCCCUUCUUAAUGUUUUAAAGGGCUCCCCAUUAAGAGCUCACAGCAAUCUCCAUAGCUGUCAGACCUCCUAGUAAAGGAGUAGAGGAUAAUAAUGAUGGAAAUUUCCAUUUUGAAUGGGUCUCAGAUGUCUAUAGAAGUCUUAGGUGCACAAAGCCCUUAUUUAAAUCAAUAAACUCUUGAUGUAACUGCACCAAAAAAGUCAAGCUCCAGAUGCAACUGCAUGAAACUUAAAGACUCCCUUAGCUUCAUCAUUAAAAUCAACAGGUUAACAUAAUUCUAACAUAAAUAUUGCUAUACAUAAUUACAAUUCUCUCAAACUUACAUCCAAAAGCAAUCUCGUAAUAGAACCAUUAACAUUUUAAUAACUUUAGCAAAACUACACUUUAAAGCAAUCCCUUAAUAGGACCACUUGAAUAUCUUGCUAACAAAACAUAUGAUAACUUCUGAUGUAUUCACAUCAAAGUGAAUUACUCCCUUAACUUCACCAAACCAUGGUGCAUCGAUAUCAGUAGGUUAAAAAGCAAUACUCUCAAUAUAACCACUAAUACCUUAAAAACUUUAGUCAAGUUCUCUUUCUUUGUUGCAUCUUUGUUUGGUUUAGGAAUCAGGGUAAUUGUAGCCUCAUAGAAGGAGUUUGGUAAUGUUCCUUCUGUUGUCAACCAAGGAACUGAUACAGCUUAUAAACACCUUCAGCAACAUAGCAAGAUACAAGAUCAACUCAAAAACAAUCAGUAGUCCUCCUAUAUACAAUUGACAAACAGGCUGAGAAGGAAAUCAGAGAUACAUCAAUAGCCUUUACAAUAGCCACAAGUGAUAUAAAAUACCUUGGGAUAACUCUAACUAAGCAAGUGAAGGACCUAUAUGACAAGAACUUUAAGUCCCUGAAAAAAGAAAUUGAAGAAGAUGUCAGAAAAUGGAACCAAUAGCUGAGGAGCCCCCAACUGGAUCAGGCCCUCUGGAUAAGUGAGACAGUUGAUUAACUUUAACUGUUUGGGAGGCACCCAGGCAGUGGGACCAGGACCUGUCUUCAGUGCAUGAGCUGGCUGUUUGGAACCUGGGGCUUAUGCAGGGACACUAUGCUCAUCCUGGGAGGAGGGGACUGGACUUGCCUGGACUGAAUCUACCAGGUUGAGCUGAAUCCCCUGGGGAGGAGGGAGGACAGGGGAAUCCGUGGCUGAUAUGUAAAACUAAAUCAAAUUAUAAAAUAAAAAAAAAAAGCAGAACAACACAUUAUCAAUAACAGAAAAUAGAACUAAAAUAUAAACCUAUAUAUUCCUGGUCAUGCUGUCAUUCCCGUAAUAGCAUAGCAACCAAGUGAUAUGUGGCAAGAGAUAAAUAGUGUACUUUUUAAAGUUAUUCUGCUAAAGGUGGAAGUUUCCUCAUCAUUUCAAUUGCCAUUCAAAUUAUAAGGACAAGAUGAUCAAAUAAUUUUCAGUAAGAAAGGAAUUUAGAAGUCUCCUCACUAUUUUUUCUGUCUAUACAAUGUGAAGUAUUUGGCUGAUUUAAACUGUUUACCAUUCAACUGGUUGUUUACCUAUCAUAGAAACAAUGCAUAAAGUGAUUUUUCCACUGAGCAAGCCUCUGAUGUGCAUGGAUCACCACUGCACAUUUAGGUUUCACAAAAGCCACCGUAAACACUUUGCCUCCAGCAACUCCUUCUACUUACAUGUUGGGAGAGGAAUAUGGCUUAAUACGUCUGAAUUUAUUAGCAAAUGAUAAUUGUGGAAGUCCAAGAAUAAUGAUAAAUAUGGUAAAACUGAAGGAGUGGUUUUUGAAAUCUCUUCUUUAUAUAGAAAACGACUGAGUGUUUUUAGAAAUGCUGAAAAGGUAGAAACUAUAUUUGUGAAUUUCUUGGUGAACAUGAUCUCUCUCCACAGAUUUCUGGCUGAAUUGUAAAACUGCAGCAUUCUG
Messenger RNA from Peromyscus californicus insignis, 12325 nucleotides. RefSeq names its product gastrula zinc finger protein XlCGF17.1-like. Lineage: Eukaryota; Metazoa; Chordata; Mammalia; Rodentia; Cricetidae. Gene Ontology annotation, biological process: regulation of transcription by RNA polymerase II. The record is from RefSeq and is a predicted model, not a curated record. Gene Ontology annotation, molecular function: RNA polymerase II cis-regulatory region sequence-specific DNA binding; DNA-binding transcription factor activity, RNA polymerase II-specific.